This is a messenger RNA of Clavispora lusitaniae ATCC 42720, 1608 nucleotides long. It is a transcript of the gene HOM3, whose product is annotated as aspartate kinase. The record is from RefSeq and is a predicted model, not a curated record. NCBI's taxonomy places the organism in Eukaryota, Fungi, Ascomycota, Pichiomycetes, Serinales, Metschnikowiaceae. Gene Ontology annotation, molecular function: aspartate kinase activity. Gene Ontology annotation, biological process: L-homoserine biosynthetic process. Gene Ontology annotation, cellular component: cytosol.
AUGGCUUCUCCAUCUCCGGCCCACUCGGCUGUAUCGUAUAAUUCGGUUCUCGAUCUUAAAGCACUUUCUCCCCAAGGUUGGAUUGUGCAAAAAUUCGGCGGUACUUCUGUGGGAAAAUUUCCAGAAAACAUCGUUGACAACAUCGUGAAGAAAUUCAGCAAAGAGAACAGAGUCGCUGUUGUCUGUUCCGCCAGAUCUUCCCAUACGAAAAGCGAAGGUACCACUUCCAGACUUCUCAAAGCCGCAGACCUUGCUUCGGAAAACGGCGACUUUACCACUCUAUUGCAAGUUAUUGAAGAUGACCAUGUGCAAAAUGCUCUGGAGCGGAUCUCCGACACGAAUAUAAAAGCAGACUUGGUCGAAAACACUCGCAAGGAGAUCGCCAGGGCUCAUGAGCUUUUACAUGCUUCGAUGAUCAUUGGCGAAAUCAGCCCUAGAACGUUAGACAGCAUAAUGUCUAUUGGCGAAAAAUUGUCGUGUCUUUUCAUGGCAGCGUUGAUGAACGACCACGGCUUGAAAGCUGUUUACGUGGAUUUGUCUGAUGUAAUUCCCUUGGACUACGAUUUCUCCAAAGGCUUUGACGACAGUUUUUACCAGUUUUUGGCUACGCAGUUGGGCAAAAUCGCCCAAGAUUUAGCGCCAGACGUCAUUCCUGUGUUCACUGGAUACUUCGGUACCGUGCCUGGUGGAUUGCUAAAUGGUGUCGGACGUGGUUACACUGACUUGUGUGCCGCCUUGAUUGCUGUUGGAGUCCAAGCAGAAGAAUUACAAAUCUGGAAAGAAGUAGAUGGUAUUUUCACUGCUGAUCCAAGAAAAGUGCCUAAUGCUAGAUUGUUGGAAAGUGUUACUCCAGAUGAGGCAGCUGAGUUGACAUACUACGGUUCCGAAGUUAUUCACCCAUUUACCAUGGAGCAGGUGAUUCGAGCCAAAAUCCCCAUCAGAAUAAAAAACGUGGACAACCCCUCAGGAAAGGGCACCAUUAUUUACCCAGACAACAUUGGUAGAAAGGGCGAGGAUACGCCGCCACAUCCUCCUGCUGCCUACGAGACUUUGUCUUCAAACUACAUCCAGACUCACAAGAGAAAAUCAGCCACGGCGAUCACGGCCAAGCAGGACAUUGUUGUUAUCAAUGUCCAUUCGAACAAGAAAACUUUAUCGCACGGCUUUUUGGCUAAUUUGUUUACCACCUUGGACAAGUUCAAGUUGGUUGUUGAUUUGAUCUCCACAUCCGAAGUUCAUGUAUCUAUGGCGAUGCAAAUCCAGCAAGACCAAGAGGCUCACUUGAAACAUGCCUUGAAAGAGUUGCGCUUAAUGGGUACUGUCGAUGUCACGAGAAAUAUGACAAUCGUCUCCUUGGUUGGUAAACAAAUGGUGAAUUUCAUUGGCAUUGCCGGUAACAUGUUCAAAGUUCUAGCUGAUGAAAAAAUAAAUAUUGAAAUGAUCAGUCAAGGUGCCAACGAAAUCAAUAUUUCCGCAGUGAUAAAUGCCAAGGACACCAUAAGGGCAUUGCAAUCGAUCCAUGCUAAGUUAUUGGAAGGUAAUUUUGGAUUUGCUGUUGACCAGUCAGCUCCGGACCUUAGGUUGCAGGCUCUCAAACUAGCAGAGUGA